Molecule: messenger RNA, 2603 nt
Organism: Erpetoichthys calabaricus (reedfish)
Lineage: Eukaryota; Metazoa; Chordata; Cladistia; Polypteriformes; Polypteridae
Product: solute carrier family 22 member 15-like
Exons: 12
Coding region: 390-2006 (538 amino acids)
Biological process (GO): transmembrane transport
Cellular component (GO): membrane
Molecular function (GO): transmembrane transporter activity
Source: RefSeq, a predicted model, not a curated record
GAACGAGUGCUGUGCAUACGCACAAACAUACAUUUUGGAUUUUUCAGACUUUGACCUUUAAACUAAACGUGUACUGGCACAGUUUUAUUCACUGGUGGAAAGGGACUUAAAACAGAAUAUCCCACCAAGUCUCCUAUGACGCGAUGUCCUUCUAUAACUUUGUACUGUAUGUAUGUAUGCACGAAGCAAGAAGGAGAUUCUAAAUUUAAAAAAGAAGAUGUAUCAGCUUGAUUCUCUGUAGUGAGACGAGUACUAACAAUAAAAUCAUGCAGAAGUGUUUCGGAUGAACAAUUGUACGUUUCUCGCUGGCUGUCGAAGAUUUCCUGGGUGAUUUUUUGUAAGACAAGCCUGCCACGUUUUGAACACGGCUUGUUAUCCACACAAAGACAAUGGAAAUCGAAGAUGCUUUUAAGGUGGUGGGGGAAUUUGGGAUCUAUCAGAUGUAUCUUUGCAUACUUAUAUCGUUUUUGUUGCAGGUUUAUGUUGUUGCUGAAGCUAUCCUUAUUGCUUUGGUGGGUGUUGCACUUCCAUAUCAUUGGGAAUUUGAAGAAAAGCUGAUCAACCAAACUCUUGCCAAGCAGAUACAUAACGAUAGUCAAGGGUUCAUACAUUGGUUUCAUGGGGCCAAUCAAAGUGAGUUGAGGAAACACGUUCAUUUCAACAGCAGUCACACAUCUAUUGCUUCAGAGUGGUUUCUAAUUGAAGAUUGGGCCUAUAAAGUCUCUCUUACAAGUUCCUUAUUCUUUGGUGGUGUUUUGGUAGGAGUGCUGGUCUUUGGCCAGCUGUCAGAUGUUUAUGGAAGGAAAAAAAUGUAUCUUACUGGGCUUGCACUUGAUCUCCUGUUUGCUGUAACAAGUGGUCUUGCUCCAUCAUACCUGUUUUUUGCUGCUUCUCGAUUUCUUGUGGGUAUUAUGAAUGGAGGGAUGUCUUUGGUUUCCUUUGUACUAUUUAAUGAGUAUGUGGGCAGUGCAUACUGGGCGCUAACAGGUUCCCUGGCUAACAUCUUUUUUGCACUUGGAAUCUCCAUUUAUGCAUUAUUGGGCUAUUUUAUCCAGUCCUGGAGAAUUCUGGCUCUUACUGUGAAUGUGCUGGCUGUACUUGUGCUUUCAUUAUCACUAUUCAUCCCUGAAUCUCCUCGCUGGCUUUAUUCUCAGGGGCGACUAACUGAAGCUGAAGCAGUUCUCAAUUUUAUUGCUAAGAAAAACAGAAAGCAAACAUGUGUCCUGUCAUUUAAACACUAUUCUAAAAAUCAGAAAGGGAAUGUGUUAGAUCUUAUAUGCCACAGGAUUCUUCUGAAGCGUACAUUAAUCAUGAUGUAUGCAUGGUUUGUAUGCAGCCUUGUGUACUAUGGACUCACACUAAAUGUAGGCAACAUGGCUGGAAACAUCUAUGUCAAUUUAGCACUGUCAGGAAUAGCUGAAGUUCCAGCAUAUCCAAUAUGUAUUUAUUUAAUAGGUCGAAAAUGGUCUGGACGGAGACGGACUUUAGCUGGAUUUUUUUUAUUGGGAGGAAUAACCUGCUUCACGAUCAUGUUUCUCCCAAAGAAAAAAGAAACUGGCAUCUUUGCAGUUGUAAACACUGUAUCUUUGUCUUUGCUUGGGAAAACUGCCAUCAGUGCUGCUUUCAAUAUUGUCUACAUCUACUCAUCAGAACUAUACCCCACUGUAGUCAGGAAUAUGGGAAUGGGGGUGUGUUCCAUGGCAUCUAGGAUAGGAGGGAUCAUUUCACCAUUUGUGCCUUUACUGAGCCAAAUAGAAUGGUACUUCCCUUUUGUUAUAUUUGGAGCUACUGGCUUAUCAGCAGGAGUGCUAUGUUUCCUUUUGCCUGAGACUCUCCACAUGCCUUUACCAGAGACUAUAUCGGAUUUAUAUGAAGGCGAUUACAGAAGGCUUGGGAUGGAAGCAUUAUCUUUGCAAAAUAUUGGUAAUGAAAUGCAUGAUUUUGACAGAAGUUCCGAUGAUACAGAUGAUGAGUACUGUGAUGAAGAAACCCAGAUGAUCAAAUGAAAAAUGAAGAAAAGAUUGAAGGAUAAACUCUGAAAAGGGUCAUGAAGCUAAAAUCCAAUUUGUUUACAGAGAACACAUUUAGAAAGAGAGCACAAGAGUAACAUACCCUUUUGUGAAGGGUGUUUGGCCAGUAUGGUGCUAAGAUCUGUGCUUCUGAAGUUUGGAUAACUGUGUAAGACACAGUAUGUCAUCAUGAGACAGUAAUACUACAACGUAGAAUUAUAAAAGGUACUGAAUUAGUACCUAUAAAAUGAAUGUACGAAUGCUUAAGAUGGUAAAUAAAACAUUUAUUAGAAAUGGUUGAGCUACAGUGUGCAUUGUCAAUUUUUGUACUUGCUCACUAUUGUUUAGAAACUGCUGAAUUCUGACUAAAGGGAAGUGGCACGUUUAAAGUCAAACAAGGAAGUACAAUUACCCGGAAUGGUGGUAAAUUUGGAGGUGUAUAUUAUACGUUUUCUGAAAAUCAUGGUGGAGAGUCUGUAAAAUGUGCAAUGAUUGUAAUUCUCUUCUUGUGCAUUUCACAUGGUGCAAGGCAUCUGGCUUUUGAAGAGGCGGAUUGUAUAACAAUGUGGAUAAUAAAUCCUUCAAUACUAUAUA